This is a messenger RNA of Xenopus laevis (African clawed frog), 4694 nucleotides long. RefSeq names its product T-box, brain 1 S homeolog (gene tbr1.S). The transcript has 6 exons. NCBI's taxonomy places the organism in Eukaryota, Metazoa, Chordata, Amphibia, Anura, Pipidae. The record is from RefSeq and is a predicted model, not a curated record. Bases 1710 to 3752 code for a protein of 680 amino acids.
UAAAAUAUGAAGAUCCAAAUUACAGAAAGAUCCAUUCCACUCUUUCCUGCACAAAUUAUUAUUAUUGUUGCCAAGAAUGUUUUCUUUGUAGAAGCUAAACAAACAAAUGCAAUUCAUGAAUGCAACACUUUAUGGUAUUCCAGUGUUUAUAUUAUAAUGCACUACAUCUACAUUAACAUCUAUUAGGGGUUUUUACAAAGUGAACACUCAACGACAAAUGAGAUUCUAUAUGCACUGUUUCACCUGUAAGUUUGCAAGCUAUUUAAAUUGGCUUGUUAUAUAUGUGGCAUAUUGGCAUUUAAUUUACUGUAUGUAAUAAAAUUUAAGACUGAGGGAACCAAAUAAUUUCUGGGCUGGUGUGUGUGAGAGAGAGAGAGAAUGUUAUACAAAACACUGCAAGAACCUUGUCCCUAUUAGCACAAUGAUAGGAUAAAGUCAAUAAAUCCCCUAGUGCCAAUGCAAAGUGCAGAUGGAUACGGAACACAGGUCUGUCAUUCCAUAACCUUCUGCAUUAGUGAUUCCGAUGAAAUAUUUAGUUAUCAAAGAUGUGGUAAACAUCACUACAAAUGCAUCAAGUCACUCCAUCACAGCAGCUUAUGAUUAUUUCAAACCCCUUUCUAAGGUCCCUAUAUUCUGCCUCUCUAUUGACAUCUCACAGUCCAGCAGCUACAGCUUUCCCUGCUGAAUAGGGAGCUUGCAUGGCUCUGGACGCCUGUUUCUUACUAAAGUCAGGUUGUCCAGUCUGCAUCUACUGUUGGACUACAACUACCAGAAUUCCACUGACAGCUGGUGGUUCAGCAACUACAGCAUCCACUACUGAAUGUGGGGAUGCCUUUGUCACAAUAACCACAAGUCAUAAAUCUAACUUAGAUGAUGUUCAUUCUGCUGCCCUCUAAUUUGCUACCAACAUUCUAUGGAUAGCUGGAGGUCCAGCAUCUCGCACUCACUUCUGAAUGGGGGGCUUAGCACUUUUAUCACACAAAUGAUGUCAGUGCUAACUUGGAGAAUGCCCCAUGUGCACCCAAAACAGCUCAUUUCUCUACAGAUGAAGGUCCAGCAGCUUCCACAUACCCUUAUGAGUGGGUGUCUUGGUUUAGGAGGGUUCUAUUAAGCUGUAAGGCUAAUAAAGGUUGGAGGGGUGAUUAGAGAUGCCACAUCUGCUUUUGCACCGGUAACAACAACUCGAUUAAGGUCUAAAAUCUGCGAUAUUCCCUCUGCAGCGCCCUAGCAUUUAGGUAAAACGUUUUUUAUUUGCACUUCAUCAGAAGCUGGAGGGCUCCACGCUUGUAAAGCAAAAGGUUAAUAAAUCCUGCUUAAUGUUGGAUAAGGAAUGUUGAAUAUACAAACAAUUGGCAGCCCUCCCCCACUCUGCACACAAUAAACUACCCUUCACUGUGCCAUCCCAGCGGCUGGGAGCCAGGUGAUUAUCCUAAUUAAUGCCUAUCUAAUUAAAUUACUGUCAGCGGUGAACCAAUGACAAGAGUCGUUUCAUCAGCUCCAGUGGUGCAGCAGGAUCAAAAGUGAGUCUUGUCUUAUUGCUGCUUGGAGUCAACUGGCCAAUCGGAUCAUCCCUGGAUAGGGGAUCAAAGCUCUGGGAAGCUCCAGAAAAGUGUCCUAGGCUAAAGGGGGCUGUGAUUGUUUCCCCUGGAUGUCGCAGUUCAUGGCAGGGCUGAGGGGAGUGUAGGGGACUAAAGUGUCUCUUGCUAGCGAUGCAGGUGGAUCACUGUCUCUCUUCAUCUAUGAUGCUCUCCAAGAAAUUCCUAAGUGUGAGCACCAGCAGCAGUUACUCCCAUCCAGCAGCAUCUGAGCUCGCUUUGCACGAUCAUCCUAUUAUCUCCACUGCUGACAACCUGGAGAGAAGUUCACCUCUGAAAAAAACGACUGUCAGGGGGAUGACGAAUCAGUCAGAUGCAGACAGUUUCUCUGGCUCUAAGGACACACCAGGGGACGGCCAGAGGAGUAAGCUGUCUCCAGUCUUGGAUGGGGUCUCUGAGAUUCGUCACAAUUUCGAUGGAUCUGCAGCAGAUCGUUAUCUCCUCCCUCAGUCCAGUCAGUCCCAGUCUGCUGCCUCUGCUCCUACUACUACUACUAUGUUUCCUUAUCCAAGCCAGCAUGGAGCUGCUCACCCAGCCUUCUCCAUCGGAAGCCCCAGCAGGUACAUGGCUCACCACCCUGUCAUCGCCAAUGGAGCUUACAACAGUCUCCUGGGCAAUUCUUCUCCACAAGGAUACCCAGCAACUGGAUACCCCUACAGCCAGCAGUAUGCUCAUUCCUACCAGGCUGCUCCUUUCUACCAGUUCUCUGCCACCCAGCCUGGACUAGUCCCUGGCAAAGCCCAGGUCUACCUAUGUAAUAGGCCACUUUGGCUCAAGUUUCACAGGCACCAAACCGAAAUGAUCAUCACAAAGCAAGGCAGGCGCAUGUUCCCUUUCCUGAGUUUUAACAUUUCGGGGCUGGAUCCCACGGCGCAUUACAAUAUUUUUGUUGAUGUGAUUCUGGCUGAUCCCAAUCACUGGAGAUUCCAAGGGGGCAAGUGGGUACCUUGUGGCAAAGCGGACACCAACGUUCAAGGCAAUAGGGUGUAUAUGCACCCCGACUCACCAAACACAGGAGCCCACUGGAUGCGCCAGGAAAUCUCUUUUGGCAAAUUAAAACUCACCAACAACAAAGGGGCGUCCAAUAACACCGGGCAGAUGGUUGUCUUGCAGUCUCUACACAAGUACCAACCUCGACUACACGUGGUGGAGGUGAAUGAAGAUGGCACAGAAGAUACCAGUCAACCUGGAAGGGUCCAGACCUUCACCUUCCCGGAGAAUCAGUUCAUUGCUGUGACCGCCUACCAGAAUACUGAUAUCACACAAUUGAAAAUUGACCAUAACCCAUUUGCCAAAGGAUUUCGGGACAAUUAUGACACGAUCUACACAGGCUGUGACUUGGACCGGCUCACUCCAUCUCCCAAUGACUCCCCGCGCUCCCAGAUUGUGCCCGGGGCCCGUUACUCCAUGGCCAGCACUUUUCUGCAGGACCAGUUUGUUAGUAACUAUGCCAAGUCCCGUUUUCACACUCCGGUAGGGGUGCCAGGGCCAGGAACGGACCGCAGUGUCCCCCAUACUAAUGGACUGCUGUCACCCCAACAAGGGGAGGACCCUGGGGCUCCAUCCCCACAACGCUGGUUUGUAACUCCAGCCAACAACAGGCUUGACUUCACCUCCGCCUCUGCCUACGAUGCGGCCACAGACUUCGCUGGCAACGCGGCCACCUUGUUGUCCUACGCUGCGGCCGGAGUCAAGGCGCUUCCUCUGCCUGGGACUGGCUGCACAGCGCGCCCUCUUGGUUACUACAGUGAUCCUACAGGUUGGGGAGCACGGAGCCCCCCUCAGUACUGCACCAAGUCCGGCUCUGUGCUACCUUGCUGGGCUCCAGGGGGCAGGGUAACAACAACUAACCCUUACCUAACAGGGAGUGAGGAGGUAGAAAAUCUGGCUACCGCAGAUAGGUCUCCCUUGGGUGAGGAUACAAAACCCAAAGACCUAUCCGACUCCAGCUGGAUCGAAACACCUCCUUCCAUCAAGUCUAUGGACUCCUCUGACUCCGGGAUAUACGAACAGGCCAAGAGAAGGAGGCUCUCACCCUCCGACCCCGCGGUGUCGGGCAGCUCCUCCCCAUUAAAGAGUGAAGUGGUGCCCCAUAGGGACUGUGAGAAAAACUGUACCAAGGACCUGAGUUAUUAUGGUUUCUACACUCACACUUAGGCCACCACCUCCUCCAUAAUGUCAGGCAUUCUGAGGACAAUCACUGGCCAAUCUAUCAUUGGUGGGACACUGAGGCUCUGCCCUAUGGCUUUACAGGCAAGAAGCCCUUUAACAGCACUAACACCCAACCAUUACCUUCUGUCAGGGUCUAGCACGGACCUCCCCUCAACUACAUCUAAAGUAGCAACUGUUUCACCUGAUAUAUCUUUUCGGCCUGUGGAUGUUUGAGCACCUCGGACAGCAACGAGAUGUUUCAGCACCAAGGACAGCGCAAGGCCUCUAUUCAAUUCCUUUCCCUUGGAGCCUGGUUUGCGCCUGAACUGCAAUAUAUAAUGUGUUCUCCCAUGAUCAUUCUCGUUUAUGAUAGGGAUGUGCUAAUAACAAAGGACUUUACUAAUAAUGCUAUUUUUUAUUUGUCGCCUUUAAAGCCGCCAGCAGACUUUUAAUCCUACAGAGAUGAUCAAGCUGCGGUUCUGGAGCCUGUUGCUGAACUACAACUUUUAGCCGCACCCAAGGCGGGGGUGCUGGGAGUUGUACUAUAUUAACAACCGAACGGCCAUGUGAGGUCUUACCUAAGUGAGAAUUUAUUAAUAAACUAGUGGUCACUUAUUUUUUUUUCAAGUUAUAUUACAAUCUUAAAAUGUAUCCAGUAGUGCCCUGUCGAAUUCCCCUCAUGUGUUUGAAUGUGUUAGUGUCAUCAAUACAGAAUUGAUAUCCAUUCAUAUCACCUCUCAUUUAUUGUGCCAAAUGAAUGCUGUUGCCAAACUUUAUAUCCACCCUCAUUUACAUGCUCCAGGAUUUUUUAAACUUCUGUAAUAAGGAACAAUACAUUUAAUCUAUUCUUUUUGGGGGUGCAGGACUGCUGGCUGUGGUCAAGUCCGGUGAAAUUGAAUUGUAAAUUGUAUCAUUAAUGCUUUUUAGAUUAAAGGCCCAUUUUCUAAA